UAACUUGCACCUCUAACACUGUUCGUUGAUUAUCAAUCAACGACAAUGAAGUACAUAGGUUCAUCCCAAUCAGGGAGACAAAGGCCGCUCUCGGACUUGGAUACAAAGCGUUUCGCAAGUACGCUCAUUAAGGUCGUGUCCAGACUUACAAAGACUCCGCAAGAACUGAAUGUUUUCUAAACAGGGCUGCUCUGUACUUGCUGGCGUCCGUCCUUCUCCUCCAUCGCAGCCCAGCCAAAUUGACAUAUACUGUCGAGUCAGUUCCAAAAUGCAGUCAGACGACCUCGCAGCAAAGUAUCCUUCCUAAACUGUUAUUUCAGAUAGCGGUUCGGGAAUUAACUUUAAGAGGAACAGUCUUGAAACAAUUUUAGGCGCUUAAGUUUUCUCGCUUUUCUUCUUGUGUCAUAACAACAACAACAACAACAACAACAGCAAGGGAAUCUCCGUUAACUGACGUAUAAAGAUGGUGGAACUUGGUAGAAUUAUCCGAUUAGGCACUUUCUUAACUGUCCUGAUUGUCCAUACUGCAACCGCCGUGGGUGGCGAUGACGGUGACUGUGAUGAUGACGAUUACUAUGUGGACUCAGAGCUUUGUGACAGCUACUAUGAAAUAUCACCACGCAUCGACAUGAGUUCAUGUGUAUGAAGAUACCUUUUGAAACAAAAUGAUAUCCUCAUAUUUGAUGCCACUGGACGACUAUGAUACUAACACGUUUGCAACAGAAACAGC
Molecule: messenger RNA, 730 nt
Organism: Williopsis jadinii
Lineage: Eukaryota; Fungi; Ascomycota; Saccharomycetes; Phaffomycetales; Wickerhamomycetaceae
Exons: 1
Coding region: 464-646 (60 amino acids)
Source: RefSeq, a predicted model, not a curated record